GCAAAUUUGACGCUUCAGUUCCCGCCGUUAGCGGUUACCGGCUUACCGCAGUUGGGAGAGACGCAGAAGAACAAUCCCGAGAACCUGAACGAACUGAGUGGAAGCCAUGUUUGGUGCCAUUGGAGCUCGAGGGUUGAGUUGCUUCAGCUUCAGGCAUUUGGUAAUGCAUUCCAAAACUACGACGCUGAGAUUCGCUCUUCAACCGAGCUGGUUCUCGACCACAACGAUGAAGAAGCGAGUUGGCACCCACAACGGCAGCUUUCACUGCGACGAAGCCCUCGCUUGCUUCAUGAUUCGCCUCGCCGAUAAGUUCUCCGGCGCCGAAAUCGUCCGCACCAGGGACCCUAAGGUGCUGGAGACGCUGGAUGCGGUGGUUGAUGUUGGAGGUGUGUACGAUCCGAGCCGGGAUCGGUUUGAUCAUCACCAGAAGGGAUUCGACCAAGUGUUUGGCCAUGGGUUUAACACCAAACUCAGCAGCGCUGGCCUCGUCUACAAGCAUUACGGGGCUCACAUAAUUGCGAAGGAGCUUCAGCUGGAUGAAGGUCACUUGGACGUGCAUCGGUUGUACCUAUCCAUUUACAAGAACUUUGUUGAGGCAGUUGAUGCAGUUGACAAUGGAAUCAAUCAGUUUGACAGUGAUAAGCCUCCUAGAUAUGUCAACAAUACAAGCUUAUCAAGCCGAGUUUCGAGGCUGAAUCCGGAAUGGACAGAACCUGAUCAGUCUUCUGAGAAAGAGAAUGAAGCGUUUGGACGUGCUAUGGGGCUCGCUGGUUCUGAAUUUUUAGAGAGUAUCCGCUUCCAUGCAAAGUCUUGGUUACCAGCUAGAUCAAUUGUGGAGGAGUGUCUUGCUUCAAGAUACCAAGUUGAUGCCAGCGGAGAAAUCAUGGUUAUGCAUAGAUCUUGCCCUUGGAAGCUCCACAUAUUUGACCUUGAGAAAGAGCUGGGGGUGAUUCCAACCAUCAAGUAUGUUCUUUACAAGGAUGAUAGGACUCAAAACUGGCGUAUACAGGCAGUAGCUGUAUCACCUGAUGAUUUUCGAAGCAGGAAACCGUUACCAGUUAACUGGAGAGGUUUGGAAAAUGAUAAGCUAUUGGAAGUAUCAGGGAUCCCUGGCUGCGUGUUUGUCCAUGCAAGUGGGUUUACUGGUGGAAACCGAAGUUAUGAAGGUGCUCUUGAGAUGGCAAGAGCUUCUUUAAAGGCUUAAAUAACAGGAAUUUUGUUGGAAACCAUCUGCAGAUGAUUUGUUGGAGAAAGGUACAAUCCUCCAAAUGUUGCAUCUAGCAAAACAAUUCGUUGGUUUGUUCUCACUGAAUUGUUUCUCAAAGAUCCUCCUAUUUCUAACAAGAUCUCUCACCUUUUCGUCAUUUGUAAAGAUGUGGCUUCAAGACCUUGUUGCUUUUUUGAACCUGGUAUAGUUGAAUGACAUGUUUCUUCUUUAUGAUUUGAACCAUGGCUCACGGUACCAACC
Messenger RNA from Linum tenue, 1468 nucleotides. Lineage: Eukaryota; Viridiplantae; Streptophyta; Magnoliopsida; Malpighiales; Linaceae. The record is from the annotation of a GenBank genome assembly.